UCUCCGACCACAAAUCACAGUUCGCCAACCAUCAACAGUCAGAAGCACAACGGUUAAGAGCCGUAAGCUUGGGAAAGAAAAAAAAAAUGCUGAGAAAGGAAGCGUUAGUAGGUUAUUUGUUCUAGCUGGAAAAUCUGUGAAUAUUGAAGCUCAAUACGUCGCCGUUGUGCUGGGCUGCUGUCAGUGAAAUCAAUUGCUGCCGCUUAGGGUUUUGGAGUUGUAUUCUGAUUGUAAGUUAGUAAAAUCGAUGGCUCAACCGAUGAGCAGAGGAGGAAGGUUCGUGGUGGGGGAAUAUGUGGUUGGGCAGCAAGUAGGAGCGGGGUCGUUCUCGACGGUAUGGCACGGGCGGCACCGGGUCCACGGCACCGAAGUUGCCAUCAAAGAGAUCGUGACGGCUCGAUUGAACACCAAACUCCGGGAUAGUUUGAAGUCGGAGAUUGUUAUUUUGAAGAAGAUCAAUCACCCAAACAUCAUCCGCUUGCACGACAUGAUUGAGGAUUCUGGAAAGAUAUAUAUCAUUCUAGAAUACUGCAGAGGGGGUGACCUUUCUGUUUACAUCCAAAAACGUCAAGGAGGAAUUCCAGAAGCAACUGCUAAGCACUUCAUGCAGCAACUGGCUUCUGGGCUUAAAGUACUUCGAGAGAACAACCUAAUUCACCGAGACCUGAAGCCACAGAAUCUAUUGCUUUCUACAAAUGAUGACAAAUCCAUCCUGAAGAUUGCUGAUUUUGGAUUUGCAAGGUCCCUGCAACCUAGAGGGCUUGCUGAAACCUUAUGUGGUUCACCGCUUUACAUGGCUCCGGAAAUAAUGCAACUCCAGAAGUACGAUGCAAAGGCAGAUCUUUGGAGUGUUGGCGCCAUUCUAUUUCAACUGGUGACUGGAAAAACCCCAUAUACAGGAAACAACCAACUACAGUUGUUCCAGAACAUCGUGAGAUCAACUGAAUUGCAGUUUCCCCGAGACAUAAAGGAUUUGAGUCCUCAUUGCAUAGAUUUGUGUCGGAAAUUGCUUCGUCGUAAUCCAGUGGAGCGAUUGACAUUUGAGGAAUUCUUUAACCACCCCUUCCUUUCUCAAAGGCAAGCAGAUGAAUUGUUGUGGAAUAUGAGACGACAGAAAAGUAUAGAUGGUUUUCCUCUUUGUGAACUGAAUCCUGUGGGGAAAACCGAAGAAAUUGCUCAAGAAGAUUUACCUUUUAGUUUAGAUGAUGAUUCCAGUGGUCCUGAUGGGAGUCCCUCUUUUGUUGGGGUGUCCCCAAUUAAAUCUACAUAUGGAUUUUCUCUUGAUGCAAAAGCUGACAGAAAGGAAGCUUCUAAAGCUGCAGAGAAGAUGGAUUUUGCUUCCAAUUAUGGUAGUGUCAGUCAUAAACCAGAAGCAACUAUGUUUAAUAUUGGUGGUCUGAAACUUUCAGAAGGAAAGCUGAAAGAGUCUCUUAAAUCCGUGGAUCCUGCACCGGCAAAAAGUCACAUAAAAGUGGCAGAUUCAUUGGAGUUGAUUGAUCAGGAGUAUGUCCUGGUACCUGGUCCACCAUUGGAUGUGUCUUCUUCACCUGUUAUUUCUACUCUCAAGAAUGUGUCUUCCAAACCUGGCAGUCCACCACAAGUUUCUGGAAACAUAAACCUCAUCUCAACUGCCCCAAUGCCAAUUGUUGGUACAGCAGCCAAUAAGGUGGGUCAUAUUGAAAGCUUUGAAAGUCACGGCUCUGCUCCUGGGACUUCACAAGAAUCUAUGGAUGUAGCUGACACAUUAGAGCAGCCAUCAGCUGACUGCAUCACAAGAGUAAGAUCCUUAAAGUGUUGUGCAUCUGCCAUCAGAGAACUAGUAAAUGAGAAGCUUGAGGCAGGUAAGCAGCUGGAAGCAUUCUCAGUUCAGCUUGUGAUUCUUGCCAUAUGGAAGCAAGCAUUACACAUCUGUCAUACACGAGCUGCAUCUGCUAUGGAGGGAAGUCCAACACCUGAUUCUACCAGAUUGAGGGAAAUGACGAAGGAACAAGACGGCCUUGAUAUUCAUGAAGAUCUUGAUGCAGCUGACACUCUGGGUUCUCAGCAUAUUUGCUCUCAGAUUGAGAGAGCGUUUCUUCUUGAAGUUGGGAAUGCUGAGGAACUUGCAAAAAUUGUAGAGCCUGGUAUUACAUGUUACCAAGGAAAUACAGAGAUGCCAGAUGCAAUGGAGACAAUAUUCCAAUCUGCCCUUGCUCUGGGCAGACGCGGAGCUGUAGAUGAAUAUAUGGGUCGCACGGAUGAUGCUGUGGUGUUUUACUCUAAAGCUGUGCGCUUGUUAGUAUUUCUUCUAGUGGAAGCACCUUCCCUUAUUUUGAAUCCUCCGUUUUCUCUGACAGAUUCAGACCGUUAUAGGCUUCAAAGUUACAUUGAUGUCCUGAAUAACAGGCAAAGCAUUUCAAGGUCUCAAAGGAUGGCCCUUCUGAAGGGCGGGGACCAGCAAUGCUCCUCCUGAUAAUUGUAUAUGAUCUUCAAUCGCCUGUUAACAUUCUUUGUCUGUAUAGCUAUUCUUCGAGUCACACAUUUAAUCAAUUUGUAUGUAAGGGUAUGGUUGUUUAUUUUGCCUGUUCUUUAGUUUAAAUCAUACAAACAACUUGUAUAUAGAACUAUAUAUGUGGCAUACAUAUAUGUGCUCCUCA
Coffea eugenioides is the source of this 2636-nucleotide messenger RNA. Its product is annotated as serine/threonine-protein kinase ATG1c-like. Gene Ontology annotation, biological process: autophagy; peptidyl-serine phosphorylation. The record is from RefSeq and is a predicted model, not a curated record. Gene Ontology annotation, molecular function: ATP binding; protein serine/threonine kinase activity. The transcript has 13 exons. Lineage: Eukaryota; Viridiplantae; Streptophyta; Magnoliopsida; Gentianales; Rubiaceae. Gene Ontology annotation, cellular component: cytoplasm. The coding region runs from base 248 to 2452 and encodes 734 amino acids.